Molecule: messenger RNA, 1462 nt
Organism: Drosophila innubila
Lineage: Eukaryota; Metazoa; Arthropoda; Insecta; Diptera; Drosophilidae
Product: 2,3-diketo-L-gulonate reductase
Exons: 1
Coding region: 64-1413 (449 amino acids)
Molecular function (GO): oxidoreductase activity
Source: RefSeq, a predicted model, not a curated record
UUUCACUCAAAUAUUUUUUAGAAAUGUAUUUUAUUUUAUCUUAAGCAAUAUUCAUACAUCAGAAUGCGCAGAAUUCUAAGUAUUCUAGAUGUAUUACGAAAAGUGCGUCCAAAGCCAAUGGCUGAUGCCACGUCCAGCUCAAAAAGUGGUUCGGAUUGUGAAGGAAGCGGCACGCCAACUUCUAAGCAAAGGAUAAACUUUAAUAAAAAGGAUAAUGCAGGGGGGAAAUCUUCAGGCCCGGGCAACGAGGUGCUCUGGCGGAAUCUUCGCCAUGUGCUAAACAUUUGCGAGGGCCAACAGAAGCCGCCGACAAUUGCGAGCAGAGAAUCGGAUGUGGAGUUUGGAGCCCUGGUGAAUGUGCUUGAGGUACAGCGGUUUGUCAGUGAUGUAUUUGCUGCCAUGAAUGUACCGUUGCAGGCCGCCAGCGAGAUGGCAGAUGCCUUAAUUGCCGCCGACUACAUGGGACAGCGAAGCAUGGGAAUUCAUCGCCUGCCCUCCAUUGCAUCUGAUCUGCUCAAUUUGAGAGUCGAUGCACGUAUGCAGCCCAAAGUGCUGUGCGAACGCGAGGCUCUGGCCCUGGUCGAUGGUCAAAAUGCACCUGGUCCGGUGGUUGCCAAUUUCAGCAUGGAUUUGGCCAUGCUCAAGGCGCGCGAUCAGGGGAUUGGCUUUGUGGCGGCGCGUAGGUCUAACAACAUUGGCAUGGCCUCUUGGUAUGCCUGCCAAGCGUUGGCGCAGCGUAUGAUUGGUCUGUGCCUGUCGAACGGACUGCCAAUUCUGGUGCCCAGUGGUGGAAUUGAGCCACUUUUGGGGGACAAUUGUAUAGCUUGUGCGGCGGCAAGCACACAGGAGCAGUUCCUUGUAGACAUUGGCAUGUCUGCCUAUCCCAUUCAACAGCUCGAACUGGAUUACUGCAAUGGGUAUUUGCAGGAGUUACCCCCUCAGCUGGCCUUGGACUGCAAUGGUCACCCCACGACAAGCACUGCAGCGGCUCUGCGGGCACAGCGUCUGCAUCCCUUUACGCCGGAGCACAAAGGAUUCGGAGUGGCCGCAAUGGUCGAUAUACUUUGUGGUGUGAUGACAGGUGCUCGCUAUGCCUCACAGCUGGGACGUCGUGGUUUGUUCUCGCUUGAUCAGGACAUGGCAGAUCUGGGUCAGGUUUAUAUAGCCAUCGAUCCGAUGCGCUUUUGUGUAUCCUUUGAGGAGCGACUGGCCGACUUCCAUCAGCUGCUGCGCAAUGUGUUACCCUGCAAUCCAAACCAGCCGCCCUUGAUUCCCGGUGACAAGGAGAAUCAGCAUAUGCAAAUGGUUGAUGAUCAGGGCGGGCUAAUCUUAUCGCCCUGCACACUCUACGUCCUACAGGAACUUAGCGAACGUUUCAAUAUAAAUCCUAUAAAGUCCAAUAAAAAAGCAUAGCAAAUUUUCACAAUUGUAAAAUAAAUUCAAUUUAUUUAUAUGAAACUAA